AUGAAGAAGGCGCUUGCGUCGUCCUCGCAGAUAUCUGCCAUUCACAAGGCUAACGUUAUGCAAAAGACUGAAGGUCUUUUCCUCAAGGGAAGUCAUGAGGUUGCGGAGGAGUACCCUGAGAUAAACUUCAAGAUUAGUGAGAGAGGUAUUGCACUAAUUGAGGUUGUACAUGGUUCAGCACCUGAUAUUGCUAGAAAGAAUUUUGCAAAUCCAACUGCUUUACUGCUGAGUGGUGUUUUAAUAUUGUGCCAUUUGAAUCUUCAUGACAAAGCGGACCAAAUUCAAAAUGCCAUCCUCAACACAAUUGCAGAAGGGGAGUACCGAACUACUGAUCUUGGAGGCAAAGCAAAGACAACCAAAUUCACCAAUACAAUUAUUGAUCAUCUCUAA
Molecule: messenger RNA, 390 nt
Organism: Arachis stenosperma
Lineage: Eukaryota; Viridiplantae; Streptophyta; Magnoliopsida; Fabales; Fabaceae
Product: isocitrate dehydrogenase [NAD] catalytic subunit 5, mitochondrial-like
Exons: 4
Coding region: 1-390 (129 amino acids)
Biological process (GO): isocitrate metabolic process; tricarboxylic acid cycle
Cellular component (GO): mitochondrion
Molecular function (GO): isocitrate dehydrogenase (NAD+) activity
Source: RefSeq, a predicted model, not a curated record